Molecule: messenger RNA, 1287 nt
Organism: Candida albicans SC5314
Lineage: Eukaryota; Fungi; Ascomycota; Pichiomycetes; Serinales; Debaryomycetaceae
Gene: SRP40
Product: Srp40p
Exons: 1
Coding region: 1-1287 (428 amino acids)
Source: RefSeq, a predicted model, not a curated record
AUGGGUGAGUGUGGCUGGGGAGAGGGAAUAUUUAGCAGCCAGAGGAAAAAGAGACCAAGAUUCGUUUUUGGGCUCAUCUCUCUCUCUCUCUCUUACUCACACAAAAGAAGAGCUACGAUUAAAGUUUGCCCAAAUGGGUUGGAAAAAAAUUUUUUUUUUAAUUUCUUUUUUCACCUCUUAAAGAGUCAAUUAUUACAACUACUACCAAUAGCAAAGAUGAGUUCCAAUACUCAAGAUUUAGUUUUAGCUUAUAUUAAUGAUUAUGUUUCCAGAAAUGAAGAAUUGUCAAAGUUGAAGAAGGCAUUAUCGAAAUUCUUAGCAGGCAAAGAAUUACCAAAAGUUUCUAAACAGUUGGAAUCCAUUAUUGAUGAAGUGGAAAAUCAAGAAAAGAAAAGCAAACCAAGAAACUCAUCAUCUGAUAGUGAAGACUCUUCAUCUGAGAGUGAAAGCUCCACUUCGGACAGCGAAAGCUCCUCCUCAGAUAGCGACAGCUCUUCCUCAGACAGUGAAAGUUCUUCCUCAGACAGUGAAAGUUCUUCAUCAGACAGUGAAGACAGCGAUGACGAGGAAGACAAGGAAGACAAGGAAGCAGAAAAAGAUAACAAAGACAGCGAAGACAGCGAAAACGAAAAAGUGGAAGAAGACAACAAAGACACCAGCUCUGAUUCAAGUUCCAGUUCCGACUCAAAAUCUGAUUCAGACUCAGACUCAAGCUCCAGCUCUGAUUCAAGUUCUGACUCUGAUUCAAGUUCUGAUUCCGACUCCAGCUCCAGCUCUGAUUCCGACUCCAGCUCCAGCUCUGAUUCCGAUUCAGACUCAGAUUCUGAUAGUGACAGUGACGACAAUUCCUCAGAAAGUAGUUCUGAAGACGAAGAAUCAUCUAGUGAUUCAGAAUCCAAAGAGGAACAAAAACAACCAGAAGACAAGAAAAGAAAGCACACAGAUGAUAUCAAAGAAGAAAAACCAGUUAAAAAGUUCAAAAACGAGUCAGAAUCAUCAGCAUCAUCUUCUACUGAUUCAAUUCCUGCAACUCCAGAACCAGAAUUAAAGCCAGGCCAAAGAAAACAUUUUUCUAGAAUAGAUAGAAGUAAAGUUAACUUUGAAAAUUCAGUAUUACAAGACAAUACUUACAAGGGAGCUGCAGGAACUUGGGGAGAAAAGGCUAGUGAAAAAUUAUUACAAGUCAGAGGUAAAGAUUUCACAAAGAAUAAAAAUAAAAUGAAGAGAGGAAGUUAUAAAGGAGGUAGUAUCACUUUAGCUAGUGGGUCCUAUAAAUUCGAAGAUUAG